This is a messenger RNA of Phycodurus eques (leafy seadragon), 3444 nucleotides long. Its product is annotated as protocadherin gamma-A11-like. Gene Ontology annotation, cellular component: plasma membrane. The record is from RefSeq and is a predicted model, not a curated record. Gene Ontology annotation, molecular function: calcium ion binding. The transcript has a single exon. The coding region runs from base 21 to 2567 and encodes 848 amino acids. Lineage: Eukaryota; Metazoa; Chordata; Actinopteri; Syngnathiformes; Syngnathidae. Gene Ontology annotation, biological process: homophilic cell-cell adhesion.
UUUUUUGAUUCGCGAUUUGGAUGAGAGGAAUCCAAACGCGCUUUGCCUCUAAUUUGGAGCAUCGCACGUCGAGUGGAACAAUGAAGCGGCAAGUGCUAUUGUUCGUCUGGGCGUAUUUCGUCGGCUGGGUGCUCGGGCAGGUGACUUAUUCCAUUCCCGAGGAAAUGAGCAAAGGCUCUCUGGUUGGAAACGUAGCGCGGGAUUUAGGCGUGGAUGUGAAAAGGCUGAAAUCUGGGAAAGCUCGCAUCUACACGGAGGGCAAUGCAGACUUCACGGAGCUGCACACGGACAGCGGAGCGCUCGUGGUUCGAGAGCGGAUCGACAGGGAGGCGCUGUGCGGACAAACCACGCCGUGCGCGUUACAUCUGCAGAUCACGCUGGAAGAUCCGAUCGAAUUCCACACGGUGACCGUCGAAAUCCACGACAUGAACGACAAUGCGCCCACUUUUAAAAAGGGGGAGAUGACGUUCAAGAUAAGCGAGUCGGCUGUGAUUGGAGCAAAAUUCGUGCUGGAAAGAGCUGCGGAUUUCGACGUCGGGGUGAACGGAUUGCAGGGCUACUCGUUAAAGCCGACGGAUCAUUUUCACCUCAAAUUACAAAAUCAGCAGGAUGGCAGCAAGAGUGUGGAGAUGGUUCUGCGGAAAACGCUCGAUAGGGAGGCAAAAGACCAUCACGCUUUAAUUCUCACUGCGGCUGAUGGCGGUGAUCCACAGCUGACGGGAACAAUGCGUGUCGAAAUUGACGUGCUCGACGCAAACGACAACGCGCCUGUGUUCACGCAGGAGGUUUACAGCGUCACUGUGAUGGAGACUGCGCCAAAAGGCAUCUCCAUAAGCGCCGUGAGUGCCGUGGAUGCAGAUGAAGGCUCAAAUGGGAAAGUGACUUAUUCGAUAACGAACACAGUGGAUGACGUCCCUGUUCUUUUUCAAAUUGAUAGAGAAAAAGGCCUGGUGUCUUUAAUUGGAAGCCUCGAUUACGAGAAGGUGCAUCACUAUGAAAUAUUUGUACAAGCUAGUGACGAUGGAGGGCUGACAGAUUCAUGUCGGAUUAUUGUGGAAGUAACUGACACAAAUGAUAACGCCCCAGUUAUAAAUGUCAUGUCAAAAACCAGCUCGAUUUCAGAGAAUUCCACACCAGGGACUGUGGUCACAAUAUUGAAUGUGCAAGAUCCUGACUCUGCAGAAAAUGGCCAUGUUGCAUGUUUUAUCGACGAAAACUUGCCCUUUCUGAUGAAGAGUACAUCGAAAAAGUUUUUUAGUUUAGUGACAGACGGGGACUUGGACCGAGAGCGGUCGGCCGAGUACAACAUCAGCGUGACGUGCUGUGACGAGGGCGUGGCCUCCCUCUCCAGCAGCGUCACUCUCACCUUGCGCAUCUCGGACGUCAACGACAACGCGCCCGUCUUCGAGAGGAGCUCGUACGAGGCCUCCGUUGUGGAAAACAACACGCCGGGUCUCUCCGUCGUCACGCUGAGAGCCAGAGACGCGGACUGGGGCCGGAACGCUCGCGUUUCCUACAUCCUGGAGGACUCCUCCGUGAACGGAGUGCCGGCCUCCUCGUUCGUGUCCGUGAACGCCCAAAGCGGCGUCGUCAGCGCCGUGCGCUCCUUCGACUACGAGCGGAUGAAGCGGCUGGACUUUGCGGUGCGAGCGCAGGACGGAGGCUCCCCUCCUCUCUGCGGCAACGUGAGCGUGGGCAUCCUGAUCCGGGACCAGAACGACAACGCCCCUCAGGUCCUGUACCCGGUCCCGCCGCACGCCGAAACGGUGCCUCGUUCGGCAGACGCGGGCUAUCUGGUGACUAAAGUGGUGGCCGUGGACGUGGACUCCGGACAGAACGCCUGGCUCUCCUAUAAAGUGCAGCACAAAUUUGCCACAGACAGGGGGGCGCUGUUUGAAGUGGGCCUCCACAAUGGAGAAAUGCGAACUGUCCGCCGAGUGACCGAUAAAGACGCCGUCAAACAAAGACUGACCGUCGUCGUGGAGGACAACGGGCGGCCCUCUCGUUCGGCCACGGUGGCGGUGAACGUGGCGCUGGCGGACGGCUUCCCCGAAGUGCCGAGGUCGGAGUUCGCCGACGACUUGAGCGAGGACGACGACGACCGGCUGACUUUUUACUUGGUCUCGGCUCUGGCUGCGGUCUCCUUCCUCUUCGUCGCCUGUUCGCUGCUUAUCGUAUCGCUCAAGGUGUACAGGUGGAGACGGUCUCGCGUCUUGUACCGCUCCGACCUCCCCGUCAUUCCGUAUUAUCCGCCGCGCUACUGCGACACGUUGGGGACGGCGGGGACGCUCCCGCACGUCUACAGUUACGAGGCGUGCGCCGCCGCCAAGAGUCACGUGACGAACACGCAAGCCGUGAGUCAAAGUUUAGUGAGCGUGGACGGAGCGGACGCCGACGUGCCGCGCGGCGGCGAGCAGACGUCGGGGAACUGCUCUCGGAUGUCGACUCUGGUGAGUCAGAUGUUUCACCUUUUUUCCGCGUAUGUGUUACUCAUCCUUUCGACAGACUUCAGGGUCACGGCGUAUCGGUUGCAUGCCUCAUCACAGUACGUAUAUACGCUGCCGUGAGGAUGUCUCGACGUAAUGUGUCUGCGUCGAAGUUCGAAUCGGGUCCGGUUAUACGCUGGGGCAAGAGGGGGCACGGCACCCUCGAACGAACUCCGUGCCCCCUCAAAUCAAAUCACCGCAGGCUUCCUCAAGUCCGCUUUGUGCUGCCGGCUGUCUGUGACCUCCAGCUGUCUGGAGUGAGACGAUAAAUGGCAAACACUCGUUUAUUGUUUAACAAAAUAUAUCUUCUUCAUUCAAGUGCCUUCUCCACGUCUUAAGUUUGCAUGCAUUUGUAUCAUGUUAUUGUUUGACGAGUCUAAUUUACCAGUCUUCAAAUAUUGUCCCUGGUGCAUAUGCACCUCCCAUGGCCGUCCCUUUUCGAAGUCGUACAAGAUCCACGCUUUCUUGUAUGCUGCUUCACAGGAGGACAAAGCAAGCGUUGACUGCUUUUUGGACUUCCACCAAAUAACAGUUCAACUGAAACAGUCCCCUGUCGUACUUCGUCUGUCGCCUUGAUCUGCUGCCCAGUCCAGCAUCGCAAUAUGCUCCAAGCUCAAGAUGAUUCUCUCUUUUCUCGUAACACAAUAUUUGAUUCAUUUCGUCAUUCUCCAUUGUUGUUCUGUUGGUGCCUUGUCGGUAUUGUGACAGUUUCCUGACAAUCCAACUUAGGUCAGGUCUUGUACAUGUCACCGCAUAUAUCGAACUGCCUACCACGUCACGAUAUUUUCUCGGAUUCAUAGGUGCGCUGUCAUUGUCAAGGUUUUGCGUUUGCUCGCACGGUGUCGCCCUCGCCUCGCGAUCAGACACACCGAAUCGUUCCAGUGUUUUUGUGAUAUAUCUCGUUCGGUUCGUCGUGAACCCAUUGUUCUGUGAAAAGUCCAUCCAUCCGUCCAUUUUC